Messenger RNA from Anneissia japonica, 6180 nucleotides. RefSeq names its product POU domain, class 2, transcription factor 3-like. Bases 146 to 2191 code for a protein of 681 amino acids. The transcript has 10 exons. Gene Ontology annotation, molecular function: DNA-binding transcription factor activity, RNA polymerase II-specific; RNA polymerase II cis-regulatory region sequence-specific DNA binding. The record is from RefSeq and is a predicted model, not a curated record. Gene Ontology annotation, biological process: regulation of transcription by RNA polymerase II. Lineage: Eukaryota; Metazoa; Echinodermata; Crinoidea; Comatulida; Comatulidae.
UUCAAUGAUCUCUAAGCUUGAUGUUAGGUAUGCAAAAUUAACUUUCGGGCUGAUUCGGAUCCAAAAACGACCCUUCUAGAGCCAUCUCAAACAGCUUGUUUACUAGUAAUUUCACGUCGAAGUAGCUUUAUAGACAUAUAGAGAUAUGAGUACAGAUGCUACUCAAGCUGAUGGGCCUAUUCCACUGAAGUUGGAUCUAGCUGGAAAGCCAGCUGUAAAUGAUGUCCAUAGCCAACAGGUAACAACACAAGCCCACCAACAACAAGUACUGAUGCAGGGUAUCACUGUACUGCCCCAGACGGCAGCCACUAUAGUAACCAACGGAAGCCAGGUGACUGGUUCGCUCCAGAUGGAAGUCAAAGAUGAGACACAACCUGCACAAAGCUCAACUGUUGAAACAAUUGCAGUGACACAGGCUCAGGUACAAGGGCAGACCCAGCCUCAGGCACUCCCAAUACAGACACAGACCGUGGUACAGGCACAGCCAAUGCUCCAAUCCCAGCUUCAUGCCCAGCCCAUAUUACAAGCCAUCCAGCAGGCCACCGGCACUCCGCUAGCCCUCACCCAGGCCGCUCUUACACAACAGCAACUGCAGUUAUUACAGCAACAGGCCAAUGCUGCCGCUCAAGUACAAGUUGUCCGGCAGCCUCUAGCAGACCUCACCAAGAUGUGGCCCAAUACUGAACCUCAUCACCAGCAGCAUCAUCAUCAUUCCAACCUCCAAGACAGCUCCCCAAUUAAGAUGUUAGGCCAACAAGUGCCUAUGGCAGGUGCGCAGGUACAGCAGUUUACAGCCUCGGACCUACAACAAUUACAACAGCUGCAGCAGCAAAACCCAGGCCUACAGCAGUUUGUGUUUCUCCAGACGCCAGGACAGAUGCCUGCCAACAUGCAACAGCAACUGUUACUACAGCAACAAGCUCAGCAACAGAGCUUGCUUCAACAAACGCAGGCGGGCAUGCUUCAACAGUUAACUGCUGGCCAGGCAAAUUUAUUGCAGGGUCAAACAAUAAUCGGUGGUCAGUCCAUCAUACCAACAGCAACGCUAGCCACAGGUACCACACCAACAACAGGCUCAGCAACAAUAGUGACACCAGCAAUACAGCCACCUGCAAUAAUACAACAACAGCAGCAGCAGCAGCAACAACAGCAACAUGUGCCGGUGCAAGCUAAACCCCCUACCAUUAGUGAGGAGCCAACAGAUCUAGAGGAGCUGGAACAGUUUGCACGAGAGUUUAAACAGAGAAGGAUCAAGUUGGGUUUUACCCAGGGUGAUGUUGGAUUAGCAAUGGGAAAGCUAUAUGGCAACGACUUCAGCCAAACAACCAUCUCAAGAUUUGAAGCACUCAAUUUAAGUUUUAAAAACAUGUGCAAGUUAAAACCGUUGCUACAAAAAUGGUUGGAGGACGCUGAUUCAACUGUCGCAAACCCUGCUCUUCUUGGCUCUCCUCACAGUACACCGGAUGGUCUGGGUAGGAGACGCAAAAAGCGCACAAGUAUUGAAACUAAUGUACGUGUAGCUCUUGAGAAAAGUUUUCUGAAUAAUCCCAAACCAACAUCCGAGGAGAUCUUGAUUCUUGGGCAAUCUCUGGGUAUGGAAAAGGAGGUGGUGCGAGUCUGGUUCUGUAACAGACGUCAGAAAGAAAAACGCAUCAACCCACCACAUUCGCCAUUUAGUCACGGUAGUCAGCCGCUACUAUCCCCUGGAUUGCCAGCAACAUCCUUAAUCAGUCCCCAGUCCACGUUGUUAACAAAUACAGUAGGAGGGGGCCAGAUAGCAACCUCACUUCCAACCUCAAACACCAUUCCAGGACUUACACCGAUUGCAACGUCGUCUGUCCAACCACAAGUGUUACCGUCAGGCUUCAUGCUUAAUGUGCCACUCAACUUUGCGGUGAAUCCCGUCUGUUCUACCUCAGCGAACACUAACACAGCCAUGAGUUUGGCCGCUGCAAAUGCAGUAGCAAACGCUGCCGGACUUACGCUCACACCGAGUAAUCUACCGCUCUCAUUGACCACAUCACUAGCCAAUGGCAAUCCCCAAAUGGUAGUAGCAAAUUCGCAAAGUAACACCAAUACCAUUCAGUCAGGUUCUAAUCCAGUAUCGCAGAUACCGACACAGGUAAUCGUGUCUCAGCCCAUUUCACAAACAGUCACAUCAGCAAUACAGGUAUCAACAGCGAGUAAAUAAACGGUUUUUACAAGCAGUAUCGAAAUGCUAUUGCUAUACAUUUCUUUUUGGUAUAAGUAAAUUGCGUGGAAGCAAUAAACAAAAAAACGAUUACAGCACUGAAUUAUGUCAGUGUGUGUUGAGGUGAGUAUCGCUGACAGGGACUGUUACUAGUUGAACCUUGAACUUAUGAGUGUGCUUAUCUAGCAUUACAAACUGUAUUAUAGAACACCAAUACUGACAAACCCCUCCCCGCCCCCAAGAUCACCCAGCCUCUUGAAAUUAUUACUUUCUGCUCUGUUUUUAUUUGUUAUUUGAAUACCAUAUUUUAAAGAGGUGACCCAUCCAGCAGGACAUUUGAAUCUACAGUAUUUCUAUAUUGAUUGCUGACUUAUGAUUUUAAAGAUCAUGUUUUAACAAUGACUGAUUUUGGUAUGAAACUGCCUUUAAUGUAUGAAUAUGAGUAACAUCAACAAUCAUAAGAUUCAAAGAACUUACAUCAGUAUUCUCAGUAAGUAUCAGUAUUCUUUCUAUAAGUGUCUUUGUUAUUAAUUCUGAUAUAAGUUAAACUUGUAUCAGAAUGAAUGCAAAAUGUGAUGCUCAAAUAUUGUUUCUGUAUGGUUAAAAACAAGUAAUGCCAGAAGACUCAAUCAUGUUUACAUAAUACAAAAUCUUUUCAAGAUUAUAAAAUUGAUUAAAAUUUCUGUCAAUCAUUAUCCAAUAAGUUUAUUAUUUUUUAGAUAUCUGUAAAUAUAUUGCGUGUUUGUAUUUUAACGUAGGGCUAUUUAUAAAAGGAUGAAGACAUUUCCUUUGUUACUAACUUAUUUUAGACCGCUCAAAAUAUAUCAUAAACUUAGACUUUAGUGCAGUUAGGAAUAAUGUUAAUUUAAUUGAGCAUUUCACAGUAUGUUUUAUUAUUUUUUGCCAAAUAUAAUUCUUUGAGAUUUUCUUUUAAAAAAGUAUUCUUAGUGACAGAUGUUAAAGGGUGAGAGUCUGGUAAAAAUAAGCAUCACUUUUUUUAGCCUCUCUAGACUAGCAAAUUUUUUUGUUUGACACAAACAUAUAUCAUGCCUAAAUAUGGUCAUGAUGACAUCACAACAUGACCAUAUAUAGGCACAUCAUGACCAUAUAUAGGCACAUCAUGACCAUAUAUGGGCAUACAACAGGUUUUUGAUAGUCUAGUGCCUGCCUCACAAAUGGAGUCAGCUCAGCUCUAAAUAAUAAACAAUAAUUAACCUCUGUCUAAACGAUCAACUUUUAUGUGAUAAAUUUUAUUGAUUUACCCAUAUAUGGGCAUAAUUAUGUUAUAUGAUAACCAUAUAUGGGCAUGAUGAUGACAUAUACUUAAAUAUGGACAAAUCACUGGUAUUUGUCACAUAAAUCUUGAUAUUGUGAACAACGCUUUCUUCCUCAUAUAAAAGUUUGUACCUAGUCUGCAUUGCCAAAAGCACAUCCUUAUGCAGUAUUUUUGCACUAGAGCACAUUACAAUUGUUGACCUAGAAAAUGCAAUUUUAAUUGGUUAAUUGACUGAUUUCAUCUAGGCUCUUUAGUCAAGUAUGUGCAUGUUGCAUAAUUGACUUGAAAAAUGUUCUCACUACCUCCCGAGGCAAAAUAUGCACAGAAAAUAACGCGAACAUUAACAGAUUUUCUGGUAUUAUAGCCUGCUUCUCUAACUAUGGGUCGUGACCCAAAAUUGGGUCGCCAAAUAAAUUAGAGGUUUGCAAGACUCUUUAGGGUUUUUUUGACAUUUAAGUUUAUAUCCUGCUACAAUUUGCCGUAGUAAAAAUAGUGCAUUUUAAGUAUCAUUUAAAAAUUUAAAGAAAAGUUUUGUUUACAAAUUUUAGCCGGGCAGUAGGUCGCAGCAAACAUCAUGCCUGGUUAUUUUUGGGGUCGUCAGCCAAAAAGUUUGAGAACUGCUGGUAUAAGCUGAAUUUAUGCUUGUGUAGCAGGCUUUAGAUCAAACAAUGCUUACAGAAGGUGUUCACUCUACUGAUUAUUGGAGGCUGAUAAUUGUUUUAAUGAAAUAAAUAACGAUGAUUCAACGUAAUUGGUGAUGAUGGUAUGGUUUGUAUUAAAUUGGAUGUUGAUAACAAUGGUGCUGAUGAUGAUAAUGAAAUGAUUGAGGAUGAUUAUGUAGAUAACCAUAGAUUAUCUUGAUAAUGGUGGUAGUUAUGAUAUUGAUAAUGCUGAUUUUGAUUAAGACAAUUAUACAGUUUUUGAUAAUAAUGUUGAUGAUGCCAAUUCUUGUAAAGCUCAUAAUGUGUCUUUAAUUGUUCUAAAAAUCUCAUAAAUUGUAAUUUCAUUUCUUAAAUUGUGUGUUAAAAGUAUUAGAUUGGCAUUGAAAAUGGAAAUAACUUAUUUAAAAAAAUACAUUUUAAUUCAAACCAUCUCAUGUAUGAGUUAGAUUCAUUAUAUAAAAUUUCCAUAUACAGGUAAUGUUAAACAAAAAUUUGAAGUAAGAUGUUUCAAAUUUCAAUACAAACCGAGUCAAACGGUGAAAGAAAUACCGACCACCAGGCGUCCGAUCAUGUGACUAAACCCUGUACAGGUGUCUGAUCAUGUGUCAUAAAUGCCCAAAUAUUGACCAGUUGGGUGGUUGCCCAGGUAAAAAAAAAGUUGCCCAAAUUAGAUCUUGAAAUUUUGAAGACAGUAUUAUCAACAAAUACUAUUUGUUAUUUUUGUAUACCUAGUUCUGCAAUCAAGUUAAAUGCAGCACCAUUUAAAGAAUGUAAUAGAGUUUUUAAAUACUAUAUUUUAUUGCAGGCAGAGCAUAGAAUUCAUGUCAUUCUUAGUUGAUUUACACAUUUCCCUUUAUAUUAGCAGGCAGCAAUAAGAAAUGUUUUUUUGCCAUUGUAACGCACAUUUAAUUUAAGACACUAGCAAUCUUCCUUACUGCCUUGUGUAAACCAAGGUGAAUUUUCCAAACCUGCCUAAAUGAAAGUCAUACACCAAAUAGUACAAUGUUAAUUGCAUCGCACACUCUUGGUAUUAAGCAUAAUAUAAACUGAUGAAUUAAAUUAUACCAUGACAAUAUGUAAGCAAAACUUUUAUCUCACAAAUUCUUAAUAAUUUCAUAUAAUUUAUUCAGAAUUGUUUCAUUUUUGUUGUCUUAAAUUGAACAUUCCAGAAAAUUAGAAAUAAAAAUAAUUAUACUGUAUGUUAAUUUUGGAAUGUAAGGGAUGUUGUUUAUGUAACGGGCCAUUGUACAAGUAAGUUUGUAAUGUUUUUAUUCCUAUUUUAUUUUAUGUGGUUAGGCCCAACAUUCUGUUCUAAAAGAUGCAGAAAUCUAAGGACCCACCAUAAAUGGUGUUUAUGAAUUUAAAGUAAUAAAAAGGAAUUUUCUAUUAUAGCACCAACAUUAUUGUUUCAAUUUUUAGUUAAGGUAUAUCUCCAUUGAUUUGAAUAUGAAUGUCCAACAUUUAGUUCUUAGUUUUGUUUCAUUGAAAUUAAGAGUGAUUUUAAGAAAUGCAUACAUGUUUUGUAGUCCCUAACAAUGUUAGGCAAACUUGAACAGAAUGUUUCCAACCAUCUUAACGUGAUUGAUUGUGAUGUCGCUGAUGAAAUCUGGUGGUGUUUUUCAUGCAUAAAUUUUACUACAAAUUGUGAAACAAUUUUAGAAAUGUUGUGGAAUUAACUCUUUGCUGUUUAAGACAGAACACACAGAAAUAUUUCCACAACCUUAAGAAAUUGCAUCAAAGUAUCCACUUAAAUGCUAACAGGGUUUUCCAGCAUUGCUCUUUGCCCGGUGGCUUGUGUUGAUAUUUGUCCCUGUAUGUAUAUAUUAAUUCCACGUGUUCCUCUUAUUGAAAUAAUGCAAUUCUUAUACUGAAUUUCUCAUCUUAGCUUUCAUUUUAGAAAGAUUUCUGAUGGGAUUUUAAAUUCCAUAGCUAAUUUGUUUACAAAUUCAUCUUUUUAUUUACUGUGUAAUAUUACGUUUUUUUUAAAAAAGAUUUAGUACAAUGUUAAUUAUGCUCCUUUUUAAAGAAUUAAAGAUCCUGGAAGUUUUGUA